Plasmopara halstedii is the source of this 294-nucleotide messenger RNA. RefSeq lists its product as uncharacterized. The coding region runs from base 1 to 294 and encodes 97 amino acids. The transcript is spliced from 2 exons. NCBI's taxonomy places the organism in Eukaryota, Oomycota, Peronosporomycetes, Peronosporales, Peronosporaceae. The record is from RefSeq and is a predicted model, not a curated record.
AUGGACACUGUAUAUUUCAAACGAAAAAGCUACGGUAGAGUACCGGUGAUUGCCAAGUAUGCUGUUAUGAAGGUACAUCAUUUCAAUAGCAAGGUUCGAAAAGUGCAAUGGUCAUCAGUCCAACGCUGCAUGCGCGUAUCAGGAAAUCAUGUGCAGCAACUAUCAAACGUCUUCAUACCGUGCGCUGCCAAGGAAAUCCAGGCACCCUCGAAUGUCGUUACUAUUUCUACGACAAGCUUGGACGGAAGCAGUCACCAUGGCACCACGUGCCUCUGUAUGCUAAUCUCACACUAG